Rhodofomes roseus is the source of this 3135-nucleotide messenger RNA. RefSeq lists its product as uncharacterized. Bases 1 to 3135 code for a protein of 1044 amino acids. Lineage: Eukaryota; Fungi; Basidiomycota; Agaricomycetes; Polyporales; Fomitopsidaceae. The record is from RefSeq and is a predicted model, not a curated record. The transcript has 11 exons.
AUGGCGACACCUCGUCCUACCGCUCCUGGGCCACCCGCACGAAAGCGCCGCCGCCGUGCCCCGGGCGUGCAAACGUACAGACUAGACACGGACGUGAACCCCAAUCCAGUCCACCGACAUGUGUCGAUUGCGUCGUCACAGCAAGCUGUGUCCUUGAGGGCAACUGCGGUACCUAUCCCUGACCCGGCGCGUGAGAGCGUCCCCGACGUUGACACUAACUCCGCACUGGGAGACGCGACUAACGACCAACUUGAACCCGAUGAACCUCUUGUCGUUCAUGAUGACGAGGCCUUCGAGACAUUGCCGCAGGAGAUCUUCCAUAACAUCAGUGACUUGUUGGAGUUCGUGCACGUUCACAAACGCCGAAAUCGAACCAUCAGUGACAACCCUCUCGAGAACUGGCGCCAACACGACAUUGAUGACUGGUUGUCCGAGCUCCUUCGUCUUGAAGGCCGAUGCGGUUUCAUGAGCCAGGCCUGUGCUACUUGCGGGGAGGAAGACCAAGCAGAGGUCCGGUGUGAUGAUUGUGAAGACCUACAGCUGUACUGCCGAGCGUGUACGAUCGCGCAGCAUCGCCGCCACCCCUUUCAUCGCGUGAAGACUUGGUGCGGGACGCAUUUCCGCAAGACUACGCUGAAGUCCAUUGGCCUACGUAUUCAACUUGGUCACCGGCUCGGCGACCAGUGCCCCAACCCGCUCAGGGCAUUUGGUGACGACUUCGUCGUCCUCGAUGUAUCUGGUGUGAACGCGGUUGCUGUCGACUACUGCGGUUGUGAGACGGCACAGUCCAAGCCAAUCCAGCUGCUUCGUUCCCGACUUCUCCCGGCCACUGGCAUCGAUCCGAAGACUGCGGCGACGUUUCGGCUGAUGGAGCUAUAUCAUCUCCUGCAUAAUCAGUCAAAGGUAUCCGGCUUCGAAUUCUACAACACUCUCGUUCGGAGGACUGAUAAUACAGGGACCGUCGAGAUUAAGUCCAGGUACACUGGCUUCAUGCGAAUGUCGAGGAUGUGGAUGCACCUGAAGCUUCUCAAGCGCUUCGGCCGUGGUCACGACCCACUUGGAGCGAAGGCGACAACCCCCGGAUCGUGCGCGGUGUUAUGUCCGGCAUGCCCGCAACCUGGCAAGAACUUGCCCGAUGGCUGGGAAACAUCACCUCCUGAGCAAAGCUGGCUCUAUCGACUCUUCCUUGGGAUGGACGCUAACUUCCGCUUGAAGCGGAAGAAGGUCUCGUCCGAUAACGCCGACCCGGGCUUCAAUAACGGCAUCGCAUACUUCGUUAACGAGCAGGAAUACAAGACCCAUUUAGAGAAGCAUGGUAAGCUCGACGUACAGGAAACAAGCACGUGUAGCAACCAUGACGCCGUCAAGCUUGCAAACAUGCGUGGGAGUCACGGUACAGCAGCGAGUGGCGUAGCUACGGUCGAGUGCAUUCGGCAUGAUAUGAAGCGACCGUGCUCCGUUGGAGACUUACAGAAGGGGGAACGAUAUGUCAACAUGGACUACUUAUUCUCUAGCAGCAUUCAGCACCACACAUCCGGAGGCGACAAGCUUCGUCUGGUCGUCUCUUACGACAUUGCGUGUCAGUGGAGUGUUAACCUCUGGGACAGGAUGCUUCGCUACGACCCUCAGUGGGAUUACGACGCUCGCACGAUCACCUUCCUAAUUCCGAAGUUCCAUCUACCAGCCCAUCAAGACAGCUGUCAAACCAGAUACUCAUUCAACUACGUCAAGGGUGUAGGACGCACUGAUGGCGAAGCGGUCGAGCGUGGCUGGGCCGCGAUCAAUGGGUUCUCAGGCAGCACGAAGGAAAUGGGGCCAGGUUCUCGCCGAGACGUCCUUGACGACGCAUUCGGCGAUUAUAACUGGCGGAAAGUCACGAAUAUCACGAGGACCCUCAUGGACCGCAUGAAGGACGCCGUCGGAGAAUGCUCCACGCACGCUGUCAUCUUCGAUGAGCUCACCUCAGUCACAGACCCGACACGAGUGACGGAAUGGAAGCAGCAAGUCGAGGCGUGGGAGGAGGGUGCAGAGCUCAAUCCUUUUGUGGUGACGCGUCAUCCCAUCACUCUUGCGGCCGUUCGGCGCGAGCUGGCUGAAGAGGAAGCAACGAGUAUAGCUGACGGAAGUCUUGUGAUUCUGCAUGAUAAGGUGUCGCCAAGUACACUGAUCACGGCGGGGCUUGAGUUGGAGGAAGCACAACGACGUCUCCGUUCCGAUGCCGCCGAGGUGAACAAUCAUUCUCCGGACGAUCAGCGCGCAAACAUAAUCCGUCGCCGUAAUCUUCUGCAAAUACAGGAGCUUUACAUGCCACAUGUAGUGGUGAUGCGUUCUCGCGACGCAGAGGCCUCAUCGGCUUCUGUUCUAGCCGAAAAUAUCUCACUCUACCUCCCAUCCAGCGUGGCCAAGGACCCUCGCAUAUCGUCAUCAAUCACGGGUUUGCUCGACAUCGAGAGACGGCUGCGUCUGGCCCAGGCAAACGAUUCUUUAGACCAGAUGCGGCGUCAUCUUCGUGCCCGCACGAAGCUAUACAACAUCAAGGACCAACACGUCCGUGGUCAGCGCUACAACACCCGGUCUCGUGCUUACAUCGACACCAUCCAAGCGAAGAUCGACGGUGACGCCGAGCGUUAUCGCGUGGCCCAUGCCGCACUCCUCACGUUAGACCCUGACGACACCGGCAAAUGGCAGAAGGCCCUCCGCCCUCUAGCUCGCACUGACGUCCGAGCGAUGCAUCAAGGUCUCGACGACGAGACUGAGGGUCGAAAGACCCUCUCCUGGAUAUGGCGAACAAGCGGGAGCUUGGGCAGUGAUGAUGACGAGGAUGAUCAAGAAGCUGUACGUAUUGAAUGGUGCAAAGCACGCGCGAGGGCCAUGCGCUGGGACGAAGAGUGCGACCUUCUGUAUGAAGAGAUGAGACGCGUCCGUGUCUUCUUCGAGUGGCACGUGAAUUGGUGGAUGGGUCAGAUUCGAGAGGACUGGGAUGGCACGGCAGGGCGCACACCAGCACAUGCCGAAGGUCGUCGGGCGUAUGCCCAUCGGCAGGCGGAUAUACGGCGAAAGCUACUCACUUACUGUAACGUGUCUUGGAGGAGCAUCCCCGAAUAUGUUCAGACUAGAACUAGGCCCGAAGCAUAA